Molecule: messenger RNA, 369 nt
Organism: Metarhizium brunneum ARSEF 3297
Lineage: Eukaryota; Fungi; Ascomycota; Sordariomycetes; Hypocreales; Clavicipitaceae
Source: RefSeq, a predicted model, not a curated record
AUGGCAGCGGCUGGGGAGGAGCACGAUGCCUCCCAGCCGCGGUUGGGCAAUGUCAACAUUCCCAAGACCCGAAACACCUACUGCAAGGGCAAGGAGUGCCGCAAGCACACCCAGCACAAGGUCACCCAGUACAAGGCUGGCAAGGCCUCGCUGUUCGCCCAGGGUAAGCGCCGUUACGACCGAAAGCAGAGCGGUUAUGGUGGUCAGACCAAGCCCGUUUUCCACAAGAAGGCCAAGACCACCAAGAAGGUCGUCCUGAGAUUGGAGUGCGUCAAGUGCAAGACCAAGUGCCAGCUGGCCCUGAAGCGAUGCAAGCACUUUGAGUUGGGUGGUGACAAGAAGACGAAGGGUGCGGCUCUGGUGUUCUAA